Molecule: messenger RNA, 885 nt
Organism: Caenorhabditis remanei
Lineage: Eukaryota; Metazoa; Nematoda; Chromadorea; Rhabditida; Rhabditidae
Exons: 4
Coding region: 1-885 (294 amino acids)
Source: RefSeq, a predicted model, not a curated record
AUGACCAGUGAUGCGGACGGUCCGAAAUCUUUCAAAGACUUUAUCAUGGUUAUUCAACUAAUUCGUAUCCCUAUAUUUUAUGCGUCGAUCCCUCUCUCCAGACCGGAUAAGCAGAACUCCGAACUGACGGAGACCCAUCACCCCUCUAUUCUUUAUCUUUAUCUUAUUCUCUUUUUACUUGCCGGAAUUGUUACUCUAAAAUUGUUGCUGGUGGCUUGGGAUAAGUGUUUCAAACCUGUGAAGUUUACAAAGUGUCGCAGGGAUUUAUUGAUUGGAUAUGGAGGAAUGAUAGCAUGUGGGAUAAUACCUCAAGUGUUGAAAGUGAUUCUGAUGGAGAAAUGGAAAGAACUGUUUCUCUUCUCCGUCUACAGCUUUGUCUGCAACACCCUCUUUCUUUUUUUAUUCGUUGUGAAGCAUCACGACAAGUAUGGCACUUCAAAAAAGGAGUCAAAAAAGAUAUGGGCUGGAAUCCUUCGAACCAUAAUGAUGCUACUACAAAUUGCUAUCACGGUAAUACCAAACUCCAACCAAUCCGCUCGGAAGGAUACCGUACAACCUCCACAAGAAUCACAAGUCUUGGUUACUGUACCUACAGUACCCAGGGUAGAGGAGCAAGAAGAGACAACAGAUGGCGGAAACUCCACCAGCGGCACCAAAUGCAACAUCUGCACCCUUCCUUACACCACCACUACAGUAAUCCCCAGAAUGCUAGUCGGAUGUGGACAUACAGUAUGCGAGGAGUGUAUCCAGAAGAUUCCAAGACAAGAUAUCCAAUGUGUACUCUGUCCGUUUUGCAGGAAACCAACCAGUUUGCCGGAUAACCUUCCCAACCGUCUACCUAAGAACUAUGCCAUCCUGGAUAUCAUUCAUAAUUUGGAGAAAUAA